AUUUCAUUUACAAACAUGCUGCUGCUUCAGUUGGUUAGCCUUGCGCUAGUGGCUUUGGCUAGCCAGGCACAUAGCCUGAAAUUGAAGAAAGAUGUGCCCGUUUUUGUAAAAACUCUAAAAGAGCUGCAUCGUGGUCCGCCCCAGCGGACAGUGGCACGUGCAGACACCGCGGAGGAAAAAUGGAUUACACAACCACUUGAUCACUUCGAUGAAAGCAAUACGAAGACAUACGAAAUGCGAUACUUCAUUAACGAUGAAUUCCAAACCGACGGCAGCCCCAUAUUCAUAUUUCUGGGUGGAGAAUGGGAGGCCAGCCCAGGGAUGAUACAACAGGGUCAUUGGUACGACAUGGCCAAGGAGCACAACGGCGUGCUGAUCUACACUGAGCAUCGUUAUUAUGGACAGAGUGUGCCCACAGAGACAAUGUCUUUGGACAACCUACAGUAUUUGCAUGUCAAGCAGGCGCUCGCGGAUGUCGCCCAUUUUAUUGAAACUUUUAAAUCGGAGAAUGCACAGCUUACCAACUCGAAGGUGUUGCUAGCCGGCGGCUCCUACUCGGCCACAAUGGUCGUUUGGUUCAAGCGCCUCUAUCCCGACUUGGUUGUGGGUGGCUGGGCUUCUAGCGCACCGCUGCUUGCCAAGGUUGAUUUCUUUGAAUACAAAGAGGUGGCGGGCAGAGCGUUCCUUGAGCUGGGUGGUCAGAAGUGCUACGAUCGCAUUCAGAAUGGUAUUGCCGACCUGGAGUACAUGUUUGAAAACAAACGCGCAGCUGAAGCACGUGCCAUGUUGCGUGUAUGCAGCAGUUUUGAUCAUGAAAGCGAUUUAGAUAUGUGGAACUUAUUCGGCAGCAUUUCCAAUAUCUUUGCAGGUGUAGCUCAGUCACAAAGCGCGGGCGAUAUCGAGUAUUAUUGUGACUUUCUGCUGAGCUUUAACGAUGAUGCCACAGCCAUAGCGAACUUUGCCUAUUGGGCCUGGAAUUAUCCAACCUGCAUCGAUGCGCGCUAUCAAGAAACAGUCGAGUAUUAUCUGUGGGGCAUUGAGAACUUUGACGACUCUCGACCCUGGUUUUAUCAGACCUGUAACGAGUACGGCUGGUAUCAGUCAUCGCGAUCAAAUAAUCAGCCUUUUGGCAACAAGUUCCCUGCCACGUUCUACAUUGAAAUGUGUAAAGAUGUCUUCAGCUCCAAGUUCGGAAACGAACAGGUCGAAAGCAAUGCCGCACAAACCAAUGAGGACUUUGGCGGCCUGGAACCGAACGUUGAGAACGUCUAUAUGACACACGGAGAACUGGAUCCUUGGAGUGCCAUGGGUCAUGGUGUUGCAGAGGGUGCCACGGUUAUUUCAAAAGCCUCCCACUGUACGGACUUUGAUUCAAUCAGCUCCAGCGACAGCGCAGAAAUGCGGGCUUCCAAGGAACGUAUUGCUGAACUAGUUCGCGAAUGGUUGGCCUAACUUUAAAUAUCAUUCUUCUAACAUUGCUACCUCUAUCGUGGCACAGAAAUAAAAUUUUAUGCCCACACGUUUAUAUACAUAGAAA
Molecule: messenger RNA, 1537 nt
Organism: Drosophila montana
Lineage: Eukaryota; Metazoa; Arthropoda; Insecta; Diptera; Drosophilidae
Product: thymus-specific serine protease
Exons: 5
Coding region: 16-1452 (478 amino acids)
Biological process (GO): proteolysis
Molecular function (GO): dipeptidyl-peptidase activity; serine-type exopeptidase activity
Source: RefSeq, a predicted model, not a curated record